AUGUAUAAUCCAUAUCAACAGCAACAAGGUGGCGGUAUGCCGCAACAAUGGAACCAACCUCAAAAUAGCUUCCAACAGCAACAGGGUGGGUACCCACAGCAACAACCACAGCCACAACAAAUGCAAAACCAACAACAGUGGAAUCAACAGAUGCAAACAGGAUAUAACAAUAAUCCACAAAUGCAAGGAGGGUUUAGUAAUCAACAACAAAUGCAACCAAAUUACAAUACUCAACAAUCCAUUAAUACCAACUCUAUGCAAUCUGUUCAGCCUCAGAAUAGGGACUAUUACUCUCAAAUGAACACUACAAAUUAUCAACAAUCUCCUAAUUACCAAUCCCCUCAACCACAAAUGCAACAACCAUUCACUCAGCCUUUACAACCACAAUUAACUCAAGGAUUGUUACAACAACAACCACAACAGCAACAACAAUUUACCCAACCUUUACAGCCUCAGCUAACUCAAGGCUUACAACAACAACAGUUUGGUCAGCCUUUACAACCUCAAUUGACCCAGCCUUUACAACCUUUACAACCUCAACUAACACAAGGAUUACAACCUUUACAACCACAAUUAACUCAAGGUUUACAGCCUUUACAACCUCAAUUGACACAAAAAUUAUUGCCCCAACAAACUGGGUUUUAUGCUUCCCAAUUUAGCCAACAAGGUGCCAUUGAACCAUUAAAACCAACCGCUACCGGGUUUGUAAAUUCCUUUGCCAAGAAGGGUGUCAAUACUGAUUUAAAGAUCCCACCAAUUAGAUUAACUUUUAUUACUGCUCAUGAUCAAGCCAAGUUUGAAACAUUGUUCAGAUCUCAAGUGAAACAGGGCAACAACACUAUCUCUGGUGAAGAUUGUAGAAAGAUUCUAAUGAAAUCAGGUUUGAAACCAUCUCAAUUGGCAAAAAUUUGGACUUUAUCAGAUACAAACAAAGCUGGCCGUCUAAUGUUUCCAGAAUUUUGUUUAGCUAUGCAUUUAGUUAAUGAUGUUUUAUUAGGUGGAACGAUUCCUUAUGAUCUGGAUACUAAGACUAAAAAUGAAGUCUCUAGUUUUAUUGAUAGAAUUAAUGUCAUGCUCGCUUCAAAAGCUGAGGAAGAUUCAAAACCAAAGACUCCCUUUGAUAAUUUAAUUAAUGGAUUACCAAUAAUGCAGCCACAACCAACCGGAUCAAUGCCAUUAACAAGUUUCGGUAUGCCAGUGCAAUCUACUGGUGGUGGUUUCAUGAUGUCUCAAUUAACUGGUGGAGCUUUAAACCCACAGUCUACCGGCUUUAUGCCCAAGACCAGUUUUGGUAUGCCAAUGCAAAUGACAGGUGGUCUUCAAUCUCAAAUAACCGGAGGUUUACUAAAUCCUCAAUCAACUGGGUUUAUGCCACAGACAUCCUUUGGUAUGUCCAUGCAAAUGACAGGUGGACUAGCAAAUCAAAUUACUGGUGGUGCUCUUCAACCUCAAUCCACUGGUAUCUUUGGCAAUAACUUCUUACCUCAAGCCACAGGUGGUAUGAAUCCACCAACUACUUUCAUGCAAUCUCAAGCUACCGGUUCAAUGAUAAAUAAUACUUUUCCAAAUCAGCCACCAAUCUCUUUUCCACAAGGAAAUCAAUUACAAUCCCAAUUGACCGGAAAUAUGAAUAAUAAUAUGGGAAUGAAUAUCAAUAUGACAGGGAAUAUGAAUAACAAUAUGAAUAACAAUAUGACAGGGAAUAUGAAUAACAAUAUGAAUAAUAAUAUGGGGAUGAAUAACAAUAUGACUGGAAAUAUGAAUAAUAAUACUGGUGGUAAUACCAACAUCAAUUCUCAGUCUCCUGUAAUGCCAUUACAACCAAGUGCUACUGGUGUUUUACCUUCAAGCAAUUUCAACGCUACAAAACCUCUUACUGCACAAAAGACAGGGUUUGGUAAUAAUGAGCUUUAUAACAAGGCUAAUUUUGGUGGAACUACCCCAAAAGUUGAAGAGGACACUAUUUCUGAUGAAGAAAAAUCCUUAUUCUAUAAGAUUUUUCAAACUUAUGAUACUAAAAAUACUGGUUUACUAGAUUCUCCAACUGCUGUUGAAAUCUUCAGAAAAUCAGGAUUGAACCGUGCAGAUUUGGAACAUAUCUGGAACCUCUGUGACACAAAUAAUAGUGGCUCUUUAAACAAACAAGAAUUUGCAGUUGGUAUGCAUUUAGUUUAUGAAAAAUUGAAUGGUAAGACUUUACCAAAUAGAUUACCUCCAAGUUUGGUUCCUUCUACAAAUAAGAUAUUAGACAACUUAAAAAAUCAAUUAAUGAAUACUGAACAAGAACAAAAACCACAAUCAACAAGAAUGAAUGCAUUAAAUUACAAAAACAAUGACGAACAAAAUAGCUUACCAAACUUCCGUAAUAGAAGAAGGACAACAACCGAAGAUUUAUCACAAACCAAUACGACCAAUAACAAUGCACCUACACCAGCUAAUAAUCCUCCCCCACCUCCUCCACCGCCUCAAGCUGCCCAAGUCUCUCCUGCUUUACCCACUACUCCUGCCCCAUCAUCCUCUCUAUCUCCUGCUCCAUCUUCUCAACCUCAAUCGUUAAAGGAUAAUGGAUCUCCAGGCUUGAAAAGUGUUCCUCAACCAGCUCCUGUACAACCUAUUGCUAUUGAAUCAGAGAGAACCAAAACUGAGAAUUUGAAAUCUGUUGAUCGUAUCAAGAGUGAGAUCUUAAGUCUCCCCGUUACUUAUUUAGUGCCAUCGACUUCUCUUUCCUCAGAUCUUCAAAAUAGAAUAGAAGAGAUUGUUAAACGAAUUCCAAACUUGUUUGCUGAAAUAUCUGACAUUGAGAAUGCCAUUAGUGAAUCAAAAAUUAAAUUAUACCGCGCUAAAAACCCAACCUCUAUUGUCGGUACUGGGCCUAAAGGUCAAAUCACAGAAGAGGAUAGAAAAAAGGCUAAAAGUAGAGCUGUACUAAAAAGUAGAAUGGCAGCCCUAACAGGGAAGGGCUCAGCUUCUAGCGAUUCAUCAGAAGAAGAUGAAAGACGUUACAAUGCAGCUAUUAACCAGAUUAAUUUGGAAGCACAAAAAAAUAUUGACAUUAUUAGCGAUGUAAGAAGCUCCAUUUCUGAAAUUUGUGCAUCCUUAGUAUCCACAUUAACAAAUGGAAAUAUUGGUAAGAACAAGGCAGAUUUUGAAAAAUGGGAAUUUGGUAUUGGUUUAGAAUCUGAAAUUCACAACUUCAUUGCUACUUUGAAAUCCCAAAAUAGCUUAUUCGCGAAACCUUCUAAUUUGCAGGAUGGAAGAGCAGAACUCUUGAAACAACAAGCUCAUAAAAAGAUGGACCAAAGGCUGGCAGAAUUGGGUAUGACUACUAAUAGCACCACAAGAACUGAUAACCAAUCACACUCUCUAGAUAAUGUUCGUGACAUUACUAGACAUGAAGCUCCAACUAGUACUUCACAACAAUACGAAAGCAAUACUGUACCAUCUAAUCUACAAGAUAGUGAUGAAGAUGACGAAGAGGAGAGGAAAUUACGGGAGGAGUUAGAUAGAAUAAAGUCCCAGAAGAAGAGUGCAAAAGAAAAAAGAUUAGCUGAAUUGCGUCGACAAGUUGAACAGGCUCAAUCAGAAAGUGGUGAAGAUAGCAAUGACCCAUUAAAUAAAGAAAUUCAAAGCACCACAACCCCUGUACAUACUCAAAAUAGGGUUGACACACCUGCAACUCAUAAUCAAAUGAUGAUGCCGCCUUCAAAUCCAGGUUAUCAUUCUAAUGCAUCAACACCAGUCACCCAUCCGCCUCCAAUGGCGUCUAAUAGUGCUAAUAACUAUGCAAGUCCAAAUGUUAAUAAAUCUACGAGCACCUCAUACUUUGGUUCUCAGUCUUCGGGAUCAAGUUUUAACAAACAAGCUGCUGAAGCUCAAAGAAGAUCUCAACGUGGGCUAGACGAUAGUGAUAGUGAAAGUGACGGGUGGUCUGAUGCCGAAGAAGAAACAUCUAGUAAUAAGGCUCCUUCUGCAACUACGUACGUCUCAUCUUCUACUAGUGGCCAAAUCCACAGUUCAAACACUCCAACGAUCCCAUCGAGUAGGCCAAGCACAAAAAAUAAUGUUACACCACUUAAUUCCCCAUCUAUCCCAGUCUCAUCUCCAAUAGCACAAGUUAACUCUAAUAACCCAUCACCUGCUGCAACUAUACCUAGCAACUCAAAUGAACAGGUUGCACUCCCACCUAUUCCUAUUGCUCCACUAUUACCGGAGGUUCAUGAAGAAACAGUUACAUCGCCUCCAAUUCCAAUAGCUCCACCUUUACCUGAAGUACAUGAUGAGAAUAUUACAUCCCCUCCAAUCCCAGUUGCACCUCCAUUACCCCAAAUUCAAAAUGCUAUCAACUCUGCUCCACCGAUUCCGGUUGCUGCCCCUAUUCCUCAAAUACAUGAUACUGAGCCUGCAUUGCCUGCUCCAAUGGAACCACCUCUACCAUCUUCUCACACUGAAAUAAGCUCACCUUCUGGUAUUCCUCCUCCCCCCCUCUUCAGCCCUUUCAAACGAAAGUACAUAUUUAGACGCUAA
This is a messenger RNA of Henningerozyma blattae CBS 6284, 4524 nucleotides long. It is a transcript of the gene PAN1, whose product is annotated as actin cytoskeleton-regulatory complex protein PAN1. The transcript has a single exon. NCBI's taxonomy places the organism in Eukaryota, Fungi, Ascomycota, Saccharomycetes, Saccharomycetales, Saccharomycetaceae. Gene Ontology annotation, biological process: endocytosis; actin cortical patch assembly; endosomal transport. Gene Ontology annotation, cellular component: nucleus; cytoplasm; plasma membrane. The record is from RefSeq and is a predicted model, not a curated record. Gene Ontology annotation, molecular function: protein binding; calcium ion binding. Bases 1 to 4524 code for a protein of 1507 amino acids.